AUGAGUGGGAUAUAUACGGGCGACAUACCGCCCAACCAAACUUUGUAUGCAAACAACCUGAACGACAACAUAAACAUCAAAGAAUUGACCCAUUUGCUCUAUGAAUUAUUCGUUCCAUAUGGAGAGGUUAUCGACAUCGUGGCUCAGCGCGGAAAUGCAAAGCGAGGACAAGCUUUCAUUGUUUUCAAGGAAAUUGCUAGCGCCACUAACGCCUUAAGGAGCUUGCAAGGACGUGUAAUUUUGGGUAAAAAACUAAAUCUUAAUUACGCAAAAACUAAGUCCAAUGCGACAUUAAUCCAAAUGGGUGCCUUUAAAUUAAAUAAGCCAAAGGCGGAUGUAAUUCAGGAUAUUAAAGUAGACGCGCCGCAAGACGUACAUACAAUUUUCGUAGAAAAUCUACCUCCGGAUACGACACAAAGGGCUGUUGAGAUUCUAUUCUCUCAAUACCCAGGCUACGUUGGCUGUAGAUUCAUCCUCGAUCGGGGCGUUGCCUUUGUGGAUUACGAGAAAUCUGUGCAAGCAGAAGUAACUAUACAGGGCUUGCAGGGGUUUAGGAUCACUCCCGACUUCCCAAUCUCGCUAAAAAUAGCACGAUCGUAG
Molecule: messenger RNA, 600 nt
Organism: Babesia microti strain RI
Lineage: Eukaryota; Apicomplexa; Aconoidasida; Piroplasmida; Babesiidae
Product: U2 small nuclear ribonucleoprotein B''
Exons: 3
Coding region: 1-600 (199 amino acids)
Biological process (GO): mRNA splicing, via spliceosome
Cellular component (GO): U1 snRNP
Molecular function (GO): U1 snRNA binding
Source: RefSeq, a predicted model, not a curated record